AUGGCUAAUAAGUUUGAUCGCAAAGCUGAUGAAAAGUUGGUGUUCGAAACGAGUGAGGAUGUUAAGGUGGUACCCACAUUUGACUCAAUUGGUCUGAAAGAAGAUCUUUUAAGAGGAAUCUAUGCAUACACAAUUCAGCAAAGAGCGAUUGUUCCAAUCAUGAAGGGACGCGACGUUAUUGCGCAAGCACAAUCUGGUACUGGUAAAACAGCAACCUUUUCGAUUUCUAUUCUUCAAUGUAUAGAUACUACGAUCAGAGAAACCCAAGCACUUGUUCUAUCACCGACAAGAGAAUUAGCCACUCAAAUACAAAGUGUCAUUUUAGCACUUGGAGAUUAUAUGAAUGUUCAAUGUCAUGCCUGCAUUGGAGGUACUAGUAUUGGAGAAGAUAUUCGAAAGUUAGAUUAUGGACAACACGUUGUAUCAGGAACACCUGGUCGAGUUUUUGAUAUGAUUCGACGUCGUAAUUUACGAACUCGACAUAUAAAAAUGCUUGUAUUAGAUGAAGCCGAUGAAUUACUUAAUAAGGGAUUCAAAGAUCAAAUAUAUGAUGUUUAUCGUUACCUUCCACCUAAUACACAAGUUAUUUUAUUAAGUGCUACAUUACCAUAUGAUGUUCUCGAAAUGACUACAAAGUUUAUGACUGAACCGAUUCGUAUAUUAGUUAAACGUGAUGAAUUGACAUUGGAAGGAAUCAAACAAUUCUUCGUAGCUGUUGAGAAGGAAGAUUGGAAGUUUGAUACCCUUUGCGAUUUAUAUGAUACGUUGACAAUUACACAAGCAGUUAUUUUUUGUAAUACACGUCGAAAGGUUGAUUGGUUAACUGAAAAAAUGCGAGAAGCUAAUUUUACAGUUUCAUCAAUGCAUGGAGAUAUGCCACAAAAAGAACGAGAUGCGAUUAUGCAAGAGUUCCGUCAAGGCGCAAGUCGCGUUUUAAUCACUACGGAUGUUUGGGCUCGCGGAAUUGAUGUUCAACAAGUUUCAUUAGUCAUAAAUUAUGACCUUCCCAGCAAUCGUGAAUUAUAUAUUCAUCGUAUAGGUCGUUCAGGUCGUUUCGGAAGAAAAGGUGUUGCUAUUAACUUUGUCACUUCAGAAGAUGUGAGAAUUUUACGCGAUAUUGAACAGUAUUACAGUACCCAAAUAGAUGAAAUGCCCAUGAAUGUAUCGGAUUUGCUUUAG
This is a messenger RNA of Diversispora eburnea, 1179 nucleotides long. The record is from the annotation of a GenBank genome assembly. Lineage: Eukaryota; Fungi; Glomeromycota; Glomeromycetes; Diversisporales; Diversisporaceae.